This is a messenger RNA of Gongylonema pulchrum, 486 nucleotides long. The record is from the annotation of a GenBank genome assembly. NCBI's taxonomy places the organism in Eukaryota, Metazoa, Nematoda, Chromadorea, Rhabditida, Gongylonematidae.
CUGCCUCUUUUUUGUAUUGUAAUUUUCCUCAUUUCAGAGCGUGAGCGUGAACGAGAAAGAGAGCGAAAAGAACGUGAAAAAGAAGUGGAAAAAGAGCGUGAGCGUCGUAGAAGCAAAAGUCGUGAAAGAGAAGGUCGCGAGAAGCGUAGCCGAAGUCGAGAGCGGCGAAGCCGAAGUCGCGAAAAACGCAGUCGCAGUCGUGAAAGACGGCAAGAUCCGGAGAAAACAGAACGCAGUGGUGAAACGAGUGAUAGUAAAGAAACAGAAAAGGAUUUGGAGAAACUCAAUGAAGCCAUCCGUCAACGCUAUCUCGGCGGACAACGAGAGAAACGAAAACGUGGACGACGUUUGCACGAGAGAAAGUUUAUUUUUGAUUGGGAUGCCGCGGAAGAUACGUCAGCUGAUUACAAUAAAUUGUACCAAAGUGUAAGCAUGCCUUUUUUUUUUUUUUUUGUAUCGAUUCCGAUAAUUCGUGGAUUUUUUUAA